CAUGUGCCCAUCCUGGCCAUGUUCUUCUCUGGAGCAGACAGCCUUCUGGCUGUCCAGGACCAGCGUUGAUAUGCUGGUCCAGAUGCUGCCCCGGAAGAAAGGCCACGGAUGGAGCCAUGAGAUUGAAGUGCUGGUAACCAUCUAUUGGGUGGCCUGUGGGACAUCCUGCAAGGUUACUGCUGACAUCUUCAGCAUCCCACUACCCAGGCUUUCCGCCAUGCUGCUGGUGCCAUCGAUGGGUGCCACAUCCGCAUUGUGCCCCCAAAGAAUCCACAAAAAAGAUGCUACAUUAACAGAAAACUCUUCCCCUCACUGCUGCUACAAGGUGUGUGUGAUGCCAAAGGCAAAUUUCUGGAUGUGUACAAUGGCAAUCCAGGGUCGGUGCAUGAUGCAUUGGUCCUCCGAAGAUCCCCUAUGUACCAGCAUGUGCUGUAUCCACCAGCUGGAUAUUUCUUGUUGGGAGAUGGCGGCUAUCCGUGUCUGCAGCAUCCGGUGGCCAUCAUGACGCCAUACCCCCAGCCUGUAGCAAGCCAUGUCACAGCCCGGUACAACAGGCACCAUGUGAAGGCUAGGUGCAUCAUUGAGCGGACCUUCGGGAUCCUGAAGACUCGCUGGCGGAACAUUUUUCUGCGGGCCCUGGAGAUCCGGCCUCUCUUCGCCCCAAAGGUGAUAGGUGCCUGCUGCAUCCUCCAGAACAUAUGUGUGACAGCAGGUGAUAUCCUGGAGGAGGUGUUGGAGGAGGAUCCGGAUGACAGCGAGGACAACACCAGCAGCAUCGGUGAAGAAAGCCGGGAUCUGUCGGGAAAUGGUGUCCGGGAAAGACUCGCUGCACGCGUUUCUGCACCAGAGGGACUGCCAGCAUGUCUGUGUGAACAUGACUAUAUCUAGACUGUAACACUCUCUAGAUAUAGUCAUGUUCACUGGAAGUUGGACAUAUAUGGAGAUGUUUGGCAUACAUACAUAUAUAUAUACAUCAAAAUCUAAAUCUGUUUAACUAUGUCUAAUAUACUGUCUCUGAUGCUGUCCUUUUGUUAUG
Molecule: messenger RNA, 1036 nt
Organism: Scophthalmus maximus (turbot)
Lineage: Eukaryota; Metazoa; Chordata; Actinopteri; Pleuronectiformes; Scophthalmidae
Product: protein ANTAGONIST OF LIKE HETEROCHROMATIN PROTEIN 1-like
Exons: 2
Coding region: 415-888 (157 amino acids)
Source: RefSeq, a predicted model, not a curated record